Messenger RNA from Microthlaspi erraticum, 2055 nucleotides. Lineage: Eukaryota; Viridiplantae; Streptophyta; Magnoliopsida; Brassicales; Brassicaceae. The record is from the annotation of a GenBank genome assembly.
AUGGUCUCAUUCUUGUUGGUGCUCUUCCUUGAAAUCCUUGUUCAAGCUCGGACAGCAAGAACAGAGACAACAACCGAGUUCAUUUUCCAAGGUUUUAAAGGCAACCAAUCAGAAAUACAGAUAGGUGGAGAUUCAACCAUCAAACCAAACGGACUAUUGAGGCUCACCGAUCGAGACUCCAAUGUUGCAGGUACAGCUUUCUACCACAAACCGGUGAGACUUCUCGACAGUAAUUCCACGGUUCGUUCCUUUAGCACUUGUUUCGUCUUCGUCAUAAUACCUUCAAGCUCAAACAAUGGCGGUUUCGGCUUCACAUUCACACUAUCUCCAACCCCAAACCGCACGGACGCGGAUUCCGCACAGUAUUUGGGCCUUCUCAACGAAAGAAACGACGGGAAUCCGAGCAACCACGUCUUCGCCGUCGAAUUCGACACGGUGCAAGGAUUCAAAGACGGCACAAACCGAAUAGGCAACCACAUCGGUCUAAAUUUCAACAGUCUCUCUUCAGAUGUCCAGGAGCCGGUGGCUUAUUACAACAACGACGGCAAGAAAGAAGAAUUUCAACUGGUGAGCGGCGAGCCAAUCCAAGUCUUCGUUGACUACGACGGACCAACCAAAACGCUCAACCUCACUGUCUACCCAACCAGAUUGGGAUCUAAACCAAUAAUCCCAUUGAUCUCUCGACAUGUUCCAAAACUGUCGGAUAUUGUGCAAGACGAAAUGUUCGUGGGAUUCACCGCAGCCACGGGGAGAGAUCAAUCGAGUGCUCAUUACGUGAUGGGUUGGAGUUUCUCAAGCGGCGGAGAACAUCCACUUGCAGCUGUCCUCGACCUCUCCGAGCUUCCUCCUCCGCCUCCGAAUACGGCGAAGAAGAGAUCGGGUUACAACGGUAAGGUCAUCGCUCUGAUCGUCGCCUUAUCGGCUGUUAUAUCGAUUAUGUUGGCAUUGUUGUUAACCUUCAUGGUCUACAAACGGCGAUUGCAACAAGAGGAGAUUCUCGAGGAUUGGGAAAUCGAUCAUCCCCACAGAUUUCGAUACAAGGAUCUCCACGCGGCUACUGAUGGAUUCAAGGAAGAUAGGAUUAUCGGAACCGGAGGAUUCGGAACCGUUUUCAGAGGAAGCAUCUCAACGUCUUCUUCUGAUCAAAUCGCAGUGAAGAAGAUCACUCCAAAUAGCAUGCAAGGUGUUCGAGAAUUUGUCGCAGAGAUUGAGAGUUUGGGAAGGUUAAGGCAUAAGAAUCUGGUGAACCUUCAAGGAUGGUGUAAACACAGAAAUGAUCUCUUGUUGAUCUACGAUUAUGUCCCCAACGGAAGCUUAGACUCGCUGCUCUACAGUGAACCGAGACGAAGCGGUGCCGUUUUGUCCUGGAACGCGCGUUUUCAGAUCGCGAAAGGAAUCGCGUCUGGGCUACUGUAUCUCCACGAGGAAUGGGAACAGAUCGUGAUUCACAGAGACGUGAAACCAAGCAACGUUCUAAUUGACGAUGACAUGAACCCUAGAUUGGGAGAUUUUGGGCUUGCGAGGCUUUACGAACGAGGAUCGCAAUCGCACACCACUGUAGUCGUCGGAACGAUUGGGUACAUGGCGCCGGAGCUCACUCGUAACGGAAACUCCUCGUCGGCUUCCGACGUCUUCGCAUUUGGCGUUUUACUGUUAGAGAUCGUCUCCGGAAGAAAACCAACGGACGCCGGGAGCUUCUUCUUAGCCGAUUGGGUGAUGGAAUUGCACGCAAGCGGUGAGAUCCUCGGUGCGGUCGAUCCGAGACUCGGAUCUGGGUACGACGGUGGAGAGGCAGGCCUUGCUCUUGCCAUCGGUUUGCUAUGUUGCCACCCAAAACCAGGAUCUCGUCCCCCGAUGAAAAUGGUGCUUAGGUAUCUGAACAGGGACGAGGAUGUUCCUGAGAUUGGCGCCGAAAACUGGGGAUAUUCUGAUUCUUCAACAAGGGAUUUAGGAUCGAAAUUCGGAGGUUAUGUUUCGUCGGAUAGGGCUUCGAGCUCAUACACUUCUUCAUCCCUCACCAGGAUCUCUUCAAGUUCAUUUAUCAGUGGUAGAUAG